This is a messenger RNA of Juglans regia (Persian walnut), 2658 nucleotides long. Its product is annotated as benzoate transport protein-like. Lineage: Eukaryota; Viridiplantae; Streptophyta; Magnoliopsida; Fagales; Juglandaceae. Gene Ontology annotation, cellular component: membrane. The record is from RefSeq and is a predicted model, not a curated record. Gene Ontology annotation, biological process: transmembrane transport. Bases 357 to 1835 code for a protein of 492 amino acids. Gene Ontology annotation, molecular function: transmembrane transporter activity. The transcript has 3 exons.
UAAACCUCACAACAAUGCCCCGUGUUUCAAAUUCAGAACGUGCUUGUAGUUGUAAAAUCGUGCAGUGGGUUAAAUCUGAGAGAGAUACCAGAUCCAAAAGAGGCGGGAAAACCUCCAUUAUACACCAGAUAUAACUUUCAGACAAAAUUAAUGCAACUUGCAGCGACCUUUGACCUUUUGGUUCAAUCCCCCCGUACAAACACGGAAGGGGAGAGGAGGGUUCAUACCUUGGUAUUUCCAGUCAAUCUGUUCACACCAGAGUCGCCUACCCCAAAGUUCACAACCGUUAUCCAAAAAGCAAGGCAAAAAAAUUGAGGACUUUGAUUGAAGCAGAGCGUGGAGUCUUGAACAUCAAGAUGAAGCCAGAGACUAUGACAUUGGUUUUGGUAAAUCUAGCGAGUAUCAUGGAGAGUGCUGAUGAGAAGUUGGUUCCGGCGGUGUAUAAGGAGUUGGGGGCUGCUUUGCACACAGACCCUACUGGUUUGGGCACACUUACUCUGUAUCGAUCCAUAGUGCAGACUUCUUGUUACCCACUAGCAGUUUACCUGGCUCUGCGCUACAACCGUGCCCACGUCAUUGCCCUCGGCGCUUUUCUCUGGGCCAUCGCCACGUUCCUCGUCGCCAUCUCUUCCACCUUCUUCCAGGUAGCAGUGUCACGAGGUUUAAAUGGAGUUGGGCUUGCCAUUGUCAUACCUGCCAUUCAGUCCCUUGUCGCUGACUCAACUGACGUUAACAAUCGUGGUACCGCUUUUGGAUGGUUAUACCUAACAGGAAAGCUCGGCUCCAUAACUGGCGGGUUCUUUUCUGUACUACUAGCCUCAACAUCGUUCAUGGGCAUAACUGGCUGGAGGAUUGCUUUCCUUGUUGUGGGAAUUGUAAGUGUUAUAGUUGGUAUAUUCCUCUGCAUCUUUGCAAAUGAUCCGCACUUUCCGAAGAGUGAUAGUGGACCUAAUGGUCGAGUGAUUCAUAAGCAUUUUUGGUCAGAUGUUAAAGAGCUAAUUCAGGAAGCAAAGUCAGUAAUUAGAAUACCAUCUUUUCAGAUAAUUGUGGCUCAAGGUGUCUCUGGAUCAUUCCCUGGAUCAGCUUUGUCAUUUGCCCCUAUGUGGCUGGAGCUUAUAGGUUUCUCCCAUGGAAAGACAGCAUUCCUUUGGACCAUUCUAGUAGUUGGUGCUUCUUUUGGAGGUCUGUUUGGUGGAAGGAUGGGGGAUAUCCUUGCUAAACGCUUGCCCAAUUCUGGAAGAAUUAUCCUGUCACAAAUAAGCUCAGCUUCGGCUGUUCCCUUAGCUGCUGUUUUGCUGCUAGUAUUGCCUGAUGAUCCAUCCUCUGCAUUCAUGCAUGGGCUUGUCUUGUUCAUUAUGGGGUUUUUUACAUCCUGGGAAGCUGCAGCAACUAACAAUCCAAUAUUUGCAGAGAUAGUCCCUGAGAAGUCUCGUACGACCAUCUAUGCUUUGGAUCGAACAUUUGAGACAAUACUAGCGUCAUUUGCACCCUAUGUAGUUGGGAUUUUGGCUCAGCACGUUUAUGGUUAUAAACCAAUUCCAAAAGGGUCAUCAAACUCUGCAGAGACUGAAACGGAUAGACAGAAUGCUGCAUCACUUGCCAAGGCACUCUACACAGCAAUUGGCAUUCCUGCGGCAAUCUGUUGCUUUAUCUAUUCCUUCCUCUAUUGCACAUAUCCAAGAGACCGUGAACGGGCAAGAAUGGUUGCAUUGAUAGAAUCUGAAAUGCGGCUGCUAGAGGCAGCUCCAUCAAGCGAAAUUGACAUUGCUUAUGAAGGGGUGAACAGCCUUGACUUGGAUGAUAAUGAUGAUGAGUCAUCUCUGCUUUCACCUUAGCUUCCACUCAAAUUUGGAUAUGUAAUGAACUCAAAUAAUACAAAGCUUCCUGGAGAUUUUGUAUCAGUACAAUGUGCAAAAAUAUAGGCAUAUUUAGUGGUAUUGUUCAGUUUAGAGUGCAUUGCAUUGAUGCUAACCAUGGAAUUUAAAUGGCUUUCUGAGAGCAGCCAGAUGCAGUUAUUUUCACGACUCUUCUGCUUCUUUCGGCUUUGCUUUCACAAUUUACCUUGACAUGGCAUUCCUCUCCAGAAAAAAGAAAAGAUAACUGGCAUCGACAGAAAAUUACACACACAAUCAAUCAAGUUAAAGCAUACUCUUCACGACUUCGCAUGGCCGAGAAGUGCGGACAAAUUAUGAUGAGGAUCAACCCGAUCAGAGUAUGAACUUGUAUUAAAGUACAUCUGGCCAUAUUUUCAAGUGAAGCAUGCGCAAUUAUAAUGUCUCUCUAAUAUUCUCAUUGACAUGUAAAUGUUUGUGCAGUCCCAUUUUUGCAGAGAUAGUCCCUGAGAAGUCUCAUUAUCUACGCUUUAGAUGUGAACCAUUUGAGUCCAUGCUAGCAUAAUUUGAUCCAGCAGUGGUCGGGGAUUCUGGCUCAGCAUGUUUGUGGUCAUAAAAACCAAAUGUGCAACGAGCUUCAAACUCUGUAGGUAUUGGAACAGAUAAGAGAGAAUGCGCGCUCGCGCGCACACUCUUUUUCUCACAAAGAGAUUGUACUAGUCUUAGUAAAAUUUACAAAGAACAAUGAAAUGCAUCCACGUUGUCUGUCUGAGUAGCUCAAUAUAAGGGUUUAUAAUUCUUGUAUGAACUAGAUCGAUGGUUCAGG